Messenger RNA from Megalopta genalis, 1514 nucleotides. Its product is annotated as ubiquitin-like protein 4A. Gene Ontology annotation, cellular component: BAT3 complex. Gene Ontology annotation, molecular function: protein-folding chaperone binding. Gene Ontology annotation, biological process: post-translational protein targeting to endoplasmic reticulum membrane; tail-anchored membrane protein insertion into ER membrane. NCBI's taxonomy places the organism in Eukaryota, Metazoa, Arthropoda, Insecta, Hymenoptera, Halictidae. The record is from RefSeq and is a predicted model, not a curated record.
UGUCCAAGAUUUCGGACAUUUUCGCCACUGUGCGGCGCUGGGAAUCGGGCAUUAAACAUCAUAACAUGAAAAUUAGAUUGCAUUUUCGUUAACUGCGAGUAGUCUCAGCAGGAUUGAAAAAUCAUCUUGAUCGUCAUCCGAAAAAUUUAAAAAUUGCGGCAUCGUUUGAAGACUGUUCAUCCGACACGUGAUUAAACGAUCGAUUGGUAUAGAAGGGGGAAAUCGGGGGACACUUCAAUGGCGCUUUGCGUAUCGAUAAACCAUCCGCUGUAGACAGAGACCAUCGCGUUUCAAAAGCUUUUCCUUGGCUGUGGUUCUGAGAAUGCGUUAACGUUUGUCUUCGGUAAAAAUACAUACAGUUGAUGAAACCGUGUUAUACAGGUAUUGUGGGAAACUCUGACCUAACCUAGAAAUAAAAUGCUUGGACUGUUAGUCACCUCGUUUAAGUCCCGAUUCUCUCCAAGAAUUUGAUUACCACGUUCUCGUGUCGAUUACCGCUCGUUAUAGCGAGCACAUGGCAUCAUGAAAAUUACCGUGAAGAAGCUCCACGGAAAAGAAUGCGUUGUUGACAUUAUGCCCUCAGACACGGUGCUUCAGCUGAAACAAAAGAUCAGCGAUCUUUUAGACAUAGAGGUACCGCAACAGAAAUUAUUGCACACUGGCAAAACACUAGCUGAUACGAACCCUUUGAGCUUUUACCCGGAUAUUAAAGAUGGCAGUAAACUGAACUUGUUGGUUAAGGCCGAGGAAGGACCUAGCAAAUGGACGAUGCCAGUUCGUAAAACAGGGACGAACGUUUUGAGAGAUGAGAUAUCCAGAGUUUUGAGGCAUUAUUACACAGAGCCGGUCACGGAAUCUAUAGUCAAUGAAUUAAUCGAAGACCUGGAGAACAAAGUGAACAAUCUUAGCUACGACGACUUAGAACGAUUAGCAACCGCGUUGCUCCAGGACCAAGAGAACAUAGAUUAAGAAUACUUGGAUUUUCCAACUUUGCUUAUUAUUUGAUUACUGUAAUACACUUUAUUUAAUUAAAACGUUGCAUGGUUGUAUUCCGAACGAAAAAAAAUUCGUUAGCACGAUCUUGAGAUAGACCGCGGAGAUGAUACACAAGAAGAAACGUAAUUCUGAAUGUAUGAAAAAAUCGAUUUUAUUAAAACAUACAAGUAGAAUUGUAACUGCACUUCAGGAAAUGGACUCCUAUGGAUCCGCCAUGUCCAACUGACGAAAAUACCUUGCUACUAGGCAUAUGAAUAAAUUCAGUGCCCCAAUUUCGUGUACUUCCAAGUUUAUCUAGAAAAAAGAAACAGAACAGUAGCAAAAACUAAUGGAGUUCACGGGCAAAUUAAGAAUUUGCUCGAAGUUCAACGAAUCGUUUUAUACCUUCUCUUAAUAUCGAUCGUAAUUUCAAUUAAUCUUCAUUUAAAUUAUUUCCCGCGAUUACUCGAAUGAUUACGUAAAUGGCAAAUUUUAUAUACUACUAUGCAAUAAAAUUGAUUUGUUAAAAAAUUGAAAAA